Messenger RNA from Chaetomium globosum CBS 148.51, 924 nucleotides. RefSeq lists its product as uncharacterized. NCBI's taxonomy places the organism in Eukaryota, Fungi, Ascomycota, Sordariomycetes, Sordariales, Chaetomiaceae. Bases 1 to 924 code for a protein of 307 amino acids. The record is from RefSeq and is a predicted model, not a curated record. The transcript is spliced from 4 exons.
AUGGCGCCGUCCCUCAUCAAGACGAAGCUCCAGGUUCAAGUAAAGCCGACCGACGCCGAAAAGACCGACGAAAAAUCCGACGAGGUGCACUACAAAGGGACCUGGGACGCCGUGUCCAAGAUCGCGUCUGCCGAGGGCAUCGCGGGCCUGUACGCCGGCAUGGGUGGCUCCCUGCUCGGUGUGGCCUCGACAAACUUCGCCUACUUCUACUGGUACUCCAUUGUCCGCACCGUCUACCUCAAGUACGCCAAGGCCGCCGGCCAGCCAUCCACCGUCGUCGAGCUGUCCCUCGGUGCUGCUGCCGGCGCGCUUGCCCAACUCUUUACGAUCCCUGUCGCCGUCAUCACAACCCGGCAACAAACACAAAGCAAGGGGGAGAGGAAGGGCUUCAUCGACACAGCGCGCGAGGUGGUCGAGGGUGAGGAUGGCGUUUCCGGGUUGUGGAGGGGGCUGAAGGCGAGCUUGGUGCUGGUAAUCAACCCGUCUAUCACAUAUGGGGCCUAUGAGAGGUUGAAGGACGUUCUGUUCCCGGGGAAGAAGAACCUGUCGCCAAUGGAGGCUUUCGCCCUCGGCGCGAUGUCCAAGGCGCUCGCCACUAUCGUCACCCAGCCCCUGAUCGUGGCCAAGGUCGGCCUGCAGUCGAAGCCGCCCCCGGCGCGGCAGGGGAAGCCGUUCAAGAGCUUCAUCGAGGUUAUGCAGUUCAUCAUCGCGAACGAAGGCCCAAGGAGCUUGUUCAAGGGCAUUGGGCCGCAGAUCCUCAAGGGGCUGCUGGUGCAGGGUAUCCGAAUGAUGACGAAAGAGCGCGUCGAACUCUUAUUCGUCUUGUUCGUCCGGUAUCUCCAGGUCAUGCGAUCCCGGAGGCUCGGGAAGGCUGGCGAUCUAGCGGCUGCGGCCAAGCUCGUAGCUCCUGUCACUGUGAAAUAA